AUGUUGGCGCUCGUGCAGGCGCUCCUCCACUACACGUUCGCCGCCUUGUCGGGCCACACGCCGGCCUCGAUGACGGUCGGCUACCGCCACUGGGCCGGCAUCGGCACCAAGCAGUCGUGCAAGGACGCCCUCCCCUGGUACAAGGCGGCCGCCGACUCGGCCAUCCGCGCCUUCAACGCCGGCCCUCCCGGCGGCCGCCACCUCCCGCCGCACAAGAUCCGCCUCACCGACCACGACGGCGGCGCGUACGGGCCAGGCGCCUCGUCAUCGCGCUCGUCGCUCGUCACCGGCGGCAGCAACGCCCAGACGCAGCACGAGUGGGACGACCUCGUCGAGUUUCACCUGUUCCACGCCGACAAGGGCGACCCCGAGUACAUGUACCGCCUCGGCCGCCUGUACUACCAGGGCUUUGGCGCCGGCGGCCUCGGUUCGAGCGGCGGCGGCGGCGGCGGCGGCAGUGACGGCCUGUGGGACGGCGGGCGCGACUUUCACCGCGCGUCCAAGUGGUUCCUGCGCCUGGCCAAGAAGGUGUGGCCCUCGGACGGGCGCGACGCGACGACCGACCCCAAGGCGCGCCCGGGCCGGCUCGGCGAGCCGCCGCGCGUCGGGUACUACGACGCCGCCAAGGACCGCCGCAGCGACCGCGUCGACGAGCAUGCGGCCAUGGUCGGCGGGCUCGCGGCGGGCUACCUCGGCCGCAUGUACCUUCGCGGCGAGGGCGUCGCCGUCAACUACGCCAAGGCGUUCCUCUGGCUGCAGCGCGGCAUGAAGCAGGGCGACCGCGAAGCGUCGAACGCGCUCGGCAUCAUGUACCGCGACGGCCUCGGCGUCGAGCGCGACCUCAAGAAGGCCGUCCACCUGUUCGUCGCCGCGGCGCAGCAAGACCUCGCCGACGCCCAGGUCAACCUCGCCAAGUACCACUUUGGCGUCGGCGACUUUGCCUCGGCGACGACCUACUUCGAGGCGGCCAUCCGGUUCGACGGCAAGCGGUGGGCCGACGGCUUCCAGGCGUACUACUACCUCGCCGAGCUCGCCGCGAGGUCGACGGCCGCCGGCGGUGGCGACACGUGCCCCGUCGCCGUGUCGUUCUACAAGCGCGUCGCCGAGCGCGGCGACUGGGACCACGAGGUGUGGUGGGAGGCCGAGCGCGCGCGCGAGAAGGGCGACCGCAGGACGGCGCUCCUCGGCUACUGGCUCAUGGCCGAGCGAGGGUACGAGGCGGCGCAGAACAACGUCGCGUGGAUCCUCGACCGGGACAAGCAGCGCAUCCGCGUUCCCCUCCUCGACGCCGUUCCCGCCUCGCCGUCGCCCGCCGUCAAGCAGCUCGACCGCCUCGCCCUGACCUACUGGACGAGAUCGGCCGCCCAGGACAACGUCGACGCGCUCGUCAAGAUGGGCGACUACUACUUCUCGGGCCUCGGCACCGAGGACGGCGUGCCGCAGCUUGAGCGCGCCGCCGGGUGCUACCAGAGCGCGUCGACGACCCGCUUCUCGGCCAUGUCGAUGUGGAACCUCGGCUACAUGCACGAGACCGGGCAGGGCGUGCCGCAGGACUUUCACCUCGCCAAGCGUCACUACGACGCCGCCUACGACACGUCGUCCGAUGCCGCCCUCCCUGCAACCCUGUCGCUCAUCGGCCUGUACGCUCGAGCCCUC
Messenger RNA from Rhodotorula graminis WP1, 1656 nucleotides. RefSeq lists its product as uncharacterized. Gene Ontology annotation, cellular component: endoplasmic reticulum membrane. The annotation marks the transcript as partial. The record is from RefSeq and is a predicted model, not a curated record. The transcript is spliced from 5 exons. Gene Ontology annotation, molecular function: protein binding. NCBI's taxonomy places the organism in Eukaryota, Fungi, Basidiomycota, Microbotryomycetes, Sporidiobolales, Sporidiobolaceae. Gene Ontology annotation, biological process: ERAD pathway.